This is a messenger RNA of Dicrocoelium dendriticum, 580 nucleotides long. The record is from the annotation of a GenBank genome assembly. NCBI's taxonomy places the organism in Eukaryota, Metazoa, Platyhelminthes, Trematoda, Plagiorchiida, Dicrocoeliidae.
AGGGAAAGUAAAGGAGAGGGGAGGGACAACAUGAACACCACUAAGGUCGGCUCUAUGCCAUGUCAAUUGUUCAUCGUCCUACGGAACGCAGUCCGGCAGUCGAGAGGCAUCAACCGACAACAACUUCAAAGCGAAGGUUUUUAUUCAUUGUGACCAAGUCAUCGCUUGGUCUUACUCCUCUUCUCCUUCCAUCCACACCGCCGGGACGCAAACAACUCAUCGGUGAAUCGAACACCAGAGGGAACAAAGCCACGAAGAUAGUGACGCGAUUGAUCACUUCGAAGGGCUACUCGGUGAUAGAUGGAGCUGGGGGUCGCAUCAACCCUAACGACCAAGUCACCGAAGAGGCUGUGGCGGGUUUCGGUAAGGCUGGCAUAGCCCCUAACAGCUUCUAUCAGUGAUAGAGGGGGUGAUACUAGCUUGUCAGACAAGAAUAGUGCACAACACGGUGGUUCGGUCAUUGUUAAUGCCGAUGACAACCAAGUGCGAUAGACAAUGCAAUCACUCGGAAACUUUUGGUCAGUAACGAUCGGCGUUUAUGUGGCAGUACCGACAUCUGGUUGGAAAAGCGGAUAAGCAG